This is a messenger RNA of Dendroctonus ponderosae (mountain pine beetle), 420 nucleotides long. Its product is annotated as homeobox protein Hox-A4. Gene Ontology annotation, cellular component: nucleus. Gene Ontology annotation, biological process: spinal cord motor neuron cell fate specification; neuron projection morphogenesis; central nervous system development. The record is from RefSeq and is a predicted model, not a curated record. Bases 1 to 420 code for a protein of 139 amino acids. Gene Ontology annotation, molecular function: DNA-binding transcription factor activity, RNA polymerase II-specific; sequence-specific double-stranded DNA binding. The transcript has 3 exons. NCBI's taxonomy places the organism in Eukaryota, Metazoa, Arthropoda, Insecta, Coleoptera, Curculionidae.
AUGGAAAAAAAUCGUUGUAGUCCGGGCAGUCACGCGCUUCUAGGCAAAACCAGAAGGCCGCGAACCGCAUUCACUUCCCAACAACUGCUGGAACUUGAGAAGCAAUUCCGACAAAACAAGUACCUAUCGAGGCCGAAGAGAUUCGAAGUGGCCACGAAUCUGAUGCUGACUGAGACGCAGGUGAAAAUCUGGUUCCAAAACAGGCGAAUGAAGUGGAAGCGCAGCAAAAAGGCUCAACACGACGCCAAAUCCUCCAAGGAAAGUGAGGCGAACAAGCCGAUCAACCCAACGAACCAAAAGCCCAGCUCUUCAACGGCAAAUGCCGACGUUUUGGACGCAUCGGCCGUCGUCAGGCCGCACAGUAACGAAUCGAAGGCUCUACAGGACGACGAGCUGCUCUAUCGGCCCUAUGUUGGAUAA